Molecule: messenger RNA, 216 nt
Organism: Penicillium odoratum
Lineage: Eukaryota; Fungi; Ascomycota; Eurotiomycetes; Eurotiales; Aspergillaceae
Exons: 2
Coding region: 1-216 (71 amino acids)
Source: RefSeq, a predicted model, not a curated record
AUGCAGGGAAUGGGAACAAAGAAAGCUCCGGCUCCACUGACCCUCCAUUCCGUACCGAAUUUUCCUGACAAAGAAAUCUAUGAAGCAAGAACCUCGGGGAAGGCGAUCCUUAAGUCCCGAGAAUCAGAGUUCAGCUCAUCUCCCGUCUUUUCCAGCUAUGGCUGGUACCAGAGUUUGCCGGGUCUCGGGGAGGCGCAGGCCGGCAAGAGAAAGUGA